This is a messenger RNA of Nipponia nippon (crested ibis), 618 nucleotides long. The record is from RefSeq and is a predicted model, not a curated record. NCBI's taxonomy places the organism in Eukaryota, Metazoa, Chordata, Aves, Pelecaniformes, Threskiornithidae.
GGGCUCACCUCCCCCGGGACGCUGUGGUGCGGCGCCGGCAGCAACGCGGACGUCUACGAGCAGCUGGGGGAGCACCGGGACACAGACCGGUGCUGCCGGGACCAUGACCACUGCCAGCAUGUCAUCCACCCCUUCACCGCCCGCUAUGGGUACCGCAACCUGCGCUGGCACACCAUCAGCCACUGCGACUGCGACCGCAGGUUGAAGGAGUGCCUGCGGCAGGUGAACGACACGGCCUCACGGGUGGUGGGACAGGCCUUCUUCAAUGUCAUCCAGGUGCCCUGCUUCGAGUUCGCCUACAAGGAGGAGUGCGUGGAGCCCUACCUCUACGUCUGGUGCAAGGCGUACAACACGGUGGUCGUGGCGGUGCCCAGGGAGCCGGUGCUGUACGAGUUCGGUGGGGAGCUCAUCGACCGGGCGGACCCAUGGGCCCCACUGCCUGACGUGGGGGAAACGGCCAACACCAUCCUGAGGGAUGCCCCAGUGCGGGAGGGCUUGGGCAGGGAGCCGUCCGCAGCCCCUCCACCCCUGGUCCACACCGCCAGUGGGAAGAGGAGGAGGAAGGAGAGAAACAGAAAGAAGAGGCUGAAAAUCAAAGCUGAGGCAGAGCCUGCAUGA